Molecule: messenger RNA, 609 nt
Organism: Amyelois transitella
Lineage: Eukaryota; Metazoa; Arthropoda; Insecta; Lepidoptera; Pyralidae
Exons: 2
Coding region: 1-609 (202 amino acids)
Source: RefSeq, a predicted model, not a curated record
AUGGACGAGACGAAGAAGGACGUUUUACCAGUGCUUGGUCUACCUACCUCGAUGGAGUCCUGCCGAGUAGCAGUGAGGAGUCCUGCUUUCAAUCCCGCUGAUCCCGAACUAUGGUUUGCACAGUUGGAAGGUCAGUUUACGCUUUCAAAUAUUACCACUGAUAGUACCAAGUACUACUACGUGCUAUCCCAGUUGGAGCCGCAACAUACUGCUGAAGUUCGGGAUAUUAUCGUUUCUCCACCAGCUACUGGGAAGUAUGAGAAGCUGAAGGCGGAACUCAUAAGGAGGCUUUCCGCGUCACAGGAGCGCAAAACCAAGCAGUUGCUAAUGCAUGAAGAAUUAGGAGACCGGAAGCCUUCCCAGUUCCUGAGGCAUCUUCAAUACCUGGCAGGAACCAACGUACCUACUGACUUCAUCCGCACAAUUUGGGCGAGUAGACUGCCUACUAACUUGCAAACCAUAGUAGCAUCCCAGUCGAGUAUGGAGUUAGAAGCCGUAGCACAACUAGCCGACCAAAUUAAUGACAUCGUUCCAGUAACCGGGCAAGUAGCUUGCGCAACAAAUACAAGUGCUUACCCGGAGGCUAGAAGCAAUGGAAUUACGUGGUAG